GCAUUGGAGCUAUUUAGUUGACGUUUUAUAUUUACAUUAUGAUUUGGUAGAACAGCUAGAAUAACUAAGUUGCUGCUGCUAUUAAGUUGUAGAGGCAGACCGUCCAAGUUUGCUCACUAAUGAGCUGUGUUUUGCGUUUAGCUAACGUUAGCUAGAUAGCCUAGCAGGGUGGUUAGUGCAACCUCUUGGUUGAAUAUCAAACAUUUGCAUUUCUUCCCUGCGUAAUUGACGUUAAUAUACAAAUAUUUUGUAAAUUUGCAGUUCUGGAAACCGGAUACCAAGGAUGUCAGGAAGUUUUUACUUUGUCAUGGUUGGUCACCAUGAUAAUCCUGUCUUUGAAAUGGAGUUUCUGCCAGCUGGGAAAUCGGAAUCAAAGGAUGACCACCGUCACCUGAACCAGUUCAUCGCUCACGCGGCUUUGGACUUGGUGGAUGAGAAUAUGUGGCUGUCCAACAACAUGUACCUGAAAACCGUGGACAAGUUCAACGAGUGGUUCGUCUCCGCUUUUGUCACUGCUGGACAUAUGAGGCUUAUCAUGCUCCAUGAUGUAAGGCAAGAGGACGGAAUUAAAAACUUUUUCAACGAUGUGUAUGAUUUAUAUAUAAAGUUUGCUAUGAAUCCCUUUUAUGAGCCGAACGCUCCGAUCCGCUCCACCGCCUUCGACAGGAAAGUACAAUUUCUAGGCAAGAAGCACCUCUUGAGCUGAUCCAAGACGUGGGGAACCCAAUGGAACCCAACAGAACCCAACAGAACCCAGCAGAACCCAGCAGAACUGAGAACACUGCAGUGGACUCUUAUCUGCUCACUUUUUCUUUUUUCUUUUUCCUUUUUACUCCAUUGAGCCCAACUUCCUGUAUGCACAGGAAAGUCCUGUUAAUAAACCAGCUAUUUUCCUCUGCAGUACAGCGUAAAGUGCUUUUGGCUGUUAAAUAGUGAGACAUUUCAGUUGUGCACUUUUGUCGUGCGCAAACAGCACAAGCUCAGUAGCAAAUACUGUAAAAGUCAGGAAAAAGACACUAUUAACUCUGCUGUGCCUGUAAAACUGAAUAUGUCUUUGAGUUGAGUGAAAACACUUUAUUAACCAGGGAAAUUAAGGCGUUAUUGCUUAUGCUUGCAGUUCUUGUUGCAGGUAUGUUUCGUAAGAACAAGAAAUCCAGCUAUGUCAGGAGGUGCACUUUCAUGUAAUUAAAAUACAUUUUCACUUCAACUUUCUGGGAAAUAUUUGGGCAUUUUGUUGAACAGGCCCAGCUGUAUAUUUCACCAUAUAUUUAUAGCUGUAUAUUUCACUAUAUACUUCCCUCCCAUGCAUACUGUAUAUAGCAUCUAGGAAAAGUCCAGACAAUAUAUGGAAAAAAAAACUAAGAAUGUCCCUGUUUUGUGGUGCAUCUUUUGUGAGAAUCUCAGUGAUGAAGCAUUAUUUAUUAAUACAAGAUUAUGCUGUGUAUGCUUGCUACCUAAAAGAAGUUAAAAUAAAUUGUGGAAUUCAAUUCUCAAUAAAAUUGAAUUAAAUUUGACUUAUUAAAUACACUUGGGAAAUUGAGUACUCAUUAAAAAUAAAUGAUGUAUUUCACACUGUG
This is a messenger RNA of Anguilla rostrata (American eel), 1577 nucleotides long. It is a transcript of the gene trappc2, whose product is annotated as trafficking protein particle complex subunit 2. The record is from RefSeq and is a predicted model, not a curated record. NCBI's taxonomy places the organism in Eukaryota, Metazoa, Chordata, Actinopteri, Anguilliformes, Anguillidae. Gene Ontology annotation, biological process: endoplasmic reticulum to Golgi vesicle-mediated transport. The coding region runs from base 284 to 706 and encodes 140 amino acids. The transcript is spliced from 4 exons. Gene Ontology annotation, cellular component: TRAPP complex; cytoplasm; nucleus.